This is a messenger RNA of Rotaria sp. Silwood2, 1095 nucleotides long. The record is from the annotation of a GenBank genome assembly. NCBI's taxonomy places the organism in Eukaryota, Metazoa, Rotifera, Eurotatoria, Philodinida, Philodinidae.
AUGUUUGAUAGAAAGACAAUCGUUUAUAUAUUUUUCAUUGUUAUUUUCAAUCAACAAUAUGAUUUAAUUCAUAGUGAAUGUCCACCUGAUUCAAUUAUUGAGCCAUGCUCAUGUGUUUUAACAAUACCAUCACAUAGUUAUUUAUUAAUUAAUGAUGUUAAUCCUGAAACAAUAUAUAUUGAAAAAAAAUCCAUUGUAUGUGAACAUAUACAUAAUUCAUUAUUUGAUUUAAAAAAACUAUUUUUCAAUCUUAAUUCAUAUAUAAAUGAUAAUGAAACAAAUUUUGAUAAUUUUCUUUUAUAUAAUACAUCUAUUAAAUAUAUACCGAAAAAUGUUUUUUAUAAUAUAACAUUUAAAAGUUUAAUGUUUCAAGAUAAUUAUUUAUUAACAACAAUUGAUGAAUAUGCAUUUUAUGAUUUUAAAGAUUAUGUUGAAAUAUUUGAAACAUUAAAUACAAAUUUAUCUGAUAGUAAUACGAUAUUUUCUAUAUUAAGACAAUUUCAAAAUUUACGUCGUGUUAGUAUGCAUAAUGAUCAUUUAACAACUAUUCCAGAUUAUGCAUUUAAUCAUACGAAUUUAACAAUUAUUUUGUUUGGUCUUGAAAAUAGACGAACAAGUCAACCAAUUCAAAGUAUUGGUCAAUAUGCUUUUUAUAAUGUACCUAAUUUAGGAUUAUUACGUAUAUUUUCACCUAAUCUAACACAAAUAAAUAAAUAUUCAUUUGCUCAACGUAUGCGAUUAUUAUCGGAUACUACAUUAUUUAUUUAUAUCGGUGGGCAAAUGUUAAAUUCAACUAGUUUUCCAUUAACAUCACUUAGUCGUUUUCGUAAUCGAAGAGUAUAUUUACGUUUAUAUUUUACAAAUUUAACAUAUUUAGAUGAAAAUAUUUUUCAACCAUUUCUUGAAAUCAAUCCAUUAUCAAUAGUUGAUAUGCAUUCAUCAAAUAUAAAUUUUCAAUGUGAUUGCCAAUCAGCAUGGAUUCAAUAUGAUUAUUUACAAACCAUUGAGGAAUUAGAAAAUCGUGUUUAUGGAUAUAAAUGUUGGUCAUAUGAUUUUUCUAAUUGCGCAUUAAAUAAACAAAAAAAAAAUAAAUGA